AUGGCAGCAAUUGAUGUCUAUGACAAAGCAAAGGGAGAGGGGGAGCAUAUCCUCAAGUUACCAGGAAACAGACAAUUGGCAUAUGCCCACAAUGGCCCCGCAACGUCCCGAACGGUUGUUCUCUUCUUCACCGGCAUCAUGAGCGUUGGCACCGCACCAAAUGUCCCUGCGCCGUGUCGCGAGCUUGGAGUGUACUGGAUAGCGCCAACUCUCCCGGGUAUGGGAAAUUCUAGCACACGCGAUAAGAAAGUGCCCUACCACGUCUCGCUAGCGAGGGACAUGAUUGCCUUAUUGUCGCACCUAUAUCCCACAAAUGAAUUUGACACUCUCUACGUUUCGGGUGGAUCAUAUGGCACAGUCCAGGCACAAAUGCUGUAUGGAGCGCCAUAUGACUUGUUUCCUCCCGGUCGCAAAAUUGUGGGGUGCGUCUUGUUAAGCGGCUUCUCGCCUCUCAAGUACCAGAAAGACUAUGCGAAGACACUGAGCUGGCAGAACUGGUUCUCCUUUGGACCGCCGACACAAGUGCUCCCUUGCCACUUUCUACAAUGGCUUUUUCGCUUUGCCGUCGGAUCUAAGUUAAAGACCUUCGGCGGCGCGAAAGCUUUCCUCCAGCAAACGCUAAUCCACAACAUGGAUGAGGAAGAAAGGUCGACCUUCAGUCAAUGGCUGGAAAAGAGUUGUGUGACUGAAGAUGCUUUCUUGGACCAAAUGGCCCGGGGUAUAAUUAAGUGUUGCCGGAACUGGGACGGGUUCAUGGAAGUCUCUGACGUGAUCCACUCCGACUGGGGUUUCGAGCCCAAAGAGCUUGAUGACCAACACGCGUCGAAGCCUCUGCUAGUCGUGGGCUCAAAGGCCGAUCAGAUCGGCGGGAGCGCGAACAACUGGCUCGUGGAGAAUUACAGGUCUGCCAAGCUCAAACUUGUGCCCGGAGGUCAUAUUUCAUCCUUGUUUUAUAUGGACGAAAUAUGGGAAGAGAUCGUUGGCAUGGUGAAGCCAUAG
Molecule: messenger RNA, 999 nt
Organism: Cladophialophora psammophila CBS 110553
Lineage: Eukaryota; Fungi; Ascomycota; Eurotiomycetes; Chaetothyriales; Herpotrichiellaceae
Exons: 2
Coding region: 1-999 (332 amino acids)
Source: RefSeq, a predicted model, not a curated record